This is a messenger RNA of Lemur catta (Ring-tailed lemur), 1904 nucleotides long. It is a transcript of the gene ACTL6A, whose product is annotated as actin like 6A. Gene Ontology annotation, cellular component: SWI/SNF complex; NuA4 histone acetyltransferase complex. Bases 213 to 1502 code for a protein of 429 amino acids. Gene Ontology annotation, biological process: regulation of transcription by RNA polymerase II; nervous system development. Gene Ontology annotation, molecular function: chromatin binding. The transcript is spliced from 14 exons. NCBI's taxonomy places the organism in Eukaryota, Metazoa, Chordata, Mammalia, Primates, Lemuridae. The record is from RefSeq and is a predicted model, not a curated record.
GAUUUAGGCUGGGCCCCUAGUGAUUGGCUGAUAAGAGGAGCCAGCAAGUGUGGCUGCGCGCCGGGGUGUGUGGACGUCGCUUUGUUGCCCGAGGGGGGUGGCGGUGGAAGUUAAGAGGGUCGGGGGCUAGCGCUUCUCGGGACCCGCAGUUGCGGCCGCUGCAGUCACUUCGCUCGGUAACCUUUAGCGUAGAAGUCGUGCUGACAACAGCCAUGAGCGGCGGCGUGUACGGGGGAGAUGAAGUUGGAGCUCUUGUUUUUGACAUUGGGUCCUAUACUGUGAGAGCUGGUUAUGCUGGGGAGGACUGCCCCAAGGUGGAUUUCCCCACAGCCAUUGGUAUGGUGGUCGAAAGAGAUGAUGGAAGCACGUUGAUGGAAAUAGAUGGUGAUAAAGGCAAACAAGGCGGUCCCACCUACUACAUAGAUACUAAUGCCCUGCGUGUUCCGAGGGAGAAUAUGGAAGCCAUUUCACCACUAAAAAAUGGGAUGGUUGAAGACUGGGAUAGUUUCCAGGCUAUUUUGGAUCAUACCUAUAAAAUGCAUGUCAAAUCAGAAGCCAGCCUGCAUCCUGUUCUCAUGUCAGAAGCACCGUGGAAUACUAGAGCGAAGAGAGAGAAACUAACAGAGUUAAUGUUUGAACACUACAACAUCCCUGCAUUCUUCCUAUGUAAAACUGCAGUUUUGACAGCAUUUGCUAAUGGUCGUUCUACUGGGCUGAUUUUGGACAGUGGAGCCACUCAUACCACUGCAAUUCCAGUCCAUGAUGGAUAUGUCCUUCAACAAGGCAUUGUGAAAUCCCCUCUUGCUGGAGACUUUAUUACUAUGCAAUGUAGAGAACUCUUCCAAGAAAUGAAUAUAGAAUUGAUUCCUCCAUAUAUGAUUGCAUCAAAAGAAGCUGUUCGUGAAGGAUCUCCAGCGAACUGGAAAAGAAAAGAGAAGUUGCCACAGGUUACCAGGUCUUGGCACAAUUACAUGUGUAAUUGUGUUAUCCAGGAUUUUCAAGCCUCAGUACUUCAAGUGUCAGAUUCAACUUAUGAUGAACAAGUAGCCGCACAGAUGCCAACUGUUCAUUAUGAAUUUCCGAAUGGCUACAACUGUGAUUUUGGUGCAGAACGGCUAAAGAUUCCUGAAGGAUUAUUUGACCCUUCCAAUGUAAAGGGGUUAUCUGGGAAUACAAUGUUAGGAGUCAGUCAUGUUGUUACUACAAGUGUUGGAAUGUGUGAUAUUGAUAUCAGACCAGGUCUCUACGGCAGUGUGAUAGUGGCAGGAGGAAACACCCUAAUACAGAGUUUUACUGAUAGGUUGAAUAGAGAGCUGUCUCAAAAAACUCCCCCAAGUAUGCGGUUGAAAUUGAUUGCAAAUAAUACAACAGUGGAACGGAGAUUUAGUUCAUGGAUUGGUGGCUCCAUUCUAGCUUCUUUGGGCACCUUUCAACAGAUGUGGAUUUCCAAACAAGAAUAUGAAGAAGGAGGGAAGCAGUGUGUAGAAAGGAAAUGCCCUUGAAAAAGAGUUCCCAAGCCUCUACCUUCCUUUGUCACCUUACGUUUCAUAGCUUUAGUAUACUCAGGAAAAGAAUGACCAUCUUUUGUAGAAUGUUUAUACAUUUUUGCAUAUUUCAAGUUCCACUGAAAUUUUUUAAGGGUUUAACUGCCUCUAUAAAUUAAAAUAAGUUUUUGCUUUCCUUGAAAUACACUUAUUCUUAUUGUAAGCAUUUUAUAAUUUUGUAUAAAUGUCUAUUUUCUCUAAAUAUUUUGCUUUCGGUAAAAUCUUUCCAACUCUGUUUAGUAUAUUAAUUACCAGUGGAUUGGUAGAAUUGCUUUUUACUGACUAGUAAAAGUUUCUGCCUUUGCUUUUUAUCUUAGGCUUACAAAAUUAAAUAAAAAUUACUAGCCAUUCCAGAAAUAU